GAAGAAGCUCACACCACCGUGUUGAUCAUCGGGAUCCGCAAAGAGGCCCGUUCCCAAGUCCUCCACCUGUCCAGGAACAAGCGCUACACCCUGACCCCAGAGCAGCUCAAAUGGGACAAGUUCAAGCUAACAUAUAAGUUGCUGUCUUUUCCUACAAACCUGAUAAAUGCCAGCGACACGCGCCGAGGCAUUGCCAGGGCUUUCGGCCUGUGGAGUGACGUCUCCCCGUUCUCAUUCAGAGAGGUGCCAGCUGACGAGGAGGCGGACAUUAAGAUUGGAUUCUACCCGGUCAACCACACGGACUGCUGGCAGUCCUACCUGCACCACUGUUUCGAUGGCAUCACAGGUGAACUCGCUCACGCUUUCUUCCCGCCGUCGGGCGAGAUCCACUUCGACGACCACGAAUACUGGAUUCUGGGAGACAUGCGCUUCAGCUGGAAGAAAGGGGUUUGGCUGACAGACAUCGUCCAUGUGGCAACUCAUGAAAUCGGCCAUGUCCUCGGGCUCAUGCACUCCUUGGAGCCAAAUGCUAUAAUGCACUUGAACGCUACUCUGACAGGACGCAAGCGAAUCACGCAGGACGAGGUCUGGGGUUUGCACCGUCUCUACGGAUGUUUGGACCGGUAUUUUAUCUGUCCCGCCUGGGCCCGGAAAGGCUACUGCGACAGCAAGCGCAGGAUGAUGCAGAGGCACUGCCCCUCCAGCUGUGAUUUCUGUUACGACUUCCCUUUUCCCACUGCAGCCCCGACACCAACUCCACCAAGGACGAAACACAAGCUGGUCCUCGAGGGCAAGAAGCUCACUUUUCGUUGUGGGAAGAAAAUCGCGUCAAAGAAAGGCAACGUACACUGGUACAAAGACGGGGAGCUGCUGGAGCACUCGCACCCAAACUACAUCUCCUUGAAGGACGACCACAUCACCAUAGUGGCCAACGCCAUCAACGAAGGCACGUACACUUGCAUCGUGAAGAAAAAGGACAAAGUUCUUACGAAAUACUCAUGGCGCGUACGUGUGCGCUUCUGAUGGUCUCAUAAGCUGCAGAGCACACAAGACUCUAGGGCACAUAUUUCAAUUAAAAAAAGUAAAUUAAUCUUGUAUCGUCAAUAAAGAUUUUCUGCUUUUGAUAGUCAUUUUGUAAAUCCAGUUGUGUACAUGCAAACAAUAAACGUUUUAUACUACCCAA
Fundulus heteroclitus (mummichog) is the source of this 1183-nucleotide messenger RNA. RefSeq names its product matrix metallopeptidase 23ba (gene mmp23ba). Gene Ontology annotation, biological process: proteolysis; collagen catabolic process; extracellular matrix organization. The record is from RefSeq and is a predicted model, not a curated record. Gene Ontology annotation, cellular component: extracellular matrix. Gene Ontology annotation, molecular function: metalloendopeptidase activity; zinc ion binding. Lineage: Eukaryota; Metazoa; Chordata; Actinopteri; Cyprinodontiformes; Fundulidae.